AUGGUCUGUUCCUGGAUCAUCGCCCUGGUCCUGUGCAUAAACAUCGUGCUGACGAUUAUCGCGGCGGGCCUUGCGUACUCAAAGAACGGCGAAACAGACCGCUCCUUUGCCGCGUUAUACACCGGAAAAUGCGGGCUCGCAAGGAACUGGACAACAGGCCUCCAUCUGGCCAUCAACGUGCUGAGCACGGUCAUGCUGGGCGCCAGUAACUACUGCAUGCAAUGUCUUGUAUCGCCGUCCCGGGCGGAGGCCGAUGAGGCGCAUAGCAGGAGGAAGUGGGUGUCCAUUGGGAUACCGAAUAUACUGGACUUGGUAUGGAGGCAGAGAGGCAGGAGACAGGUGCUGGGCUGGAUCUUCUUGGUGACCUCAUUUCCAAUUCAUUUGAUUUACAACUCGGCGAUAUUCUUCGUGUAUGGGCCGAGUGAGUAUGUCGCUGUUAUGGCGCCACCCGGCCCCAUGAAAGGGGAUGGAACGGAGCUCUGGGACAAGUGCAUCGAUACCAACAGUUUGAUGGACAAGACGACAUUGGCCGCUGAAAUGAGCCGUCCUGAUCUCCAGGUUCUUUCGAGUGAAGAGUGCUUCGAUACGUUCGCGCAAGACUUUGUCUCUGGGCAGAGACUGGUUGUGCUGGUGACCAACGACCCAAUGCCAGCAGGAGAGCCCGUGGUGUUGAUGGGAGCAGGCAAUUCCGGCAACGUUACUGGCAGUCGAAGCAGCAAUUAUAUGUGGAUGUGUGGUGACCAUCGCUGCACCAAGGAGAUGGCGAGCCAGAUGUGGGAUAGAGGCACAUGGAAUAUGGGCCCGGAUCAUUGGGGAAAUAUCUCGUUCCCAGACAGUGUCCCUAUCCCGGGAAAUGCGUCGUCCUGCAGUAUGGCUCAGGUGCCAGAGCAGAAGUAUCGGAUUGAGUACUGCUUGACAGUCCCAAAGGAGGAAAGCUGUCAACUGGUCUUUAGCCUGCCGCUGUGUCUGGUCGUUAUCGGAUGCAAUUUGGUCAAGCUUAUCUGUGCCCUGUUUACAGCGAGAGACAGCAGAGAUGAGGUGCUUGUCACUACUGGAGACGCAAUCGCAUCGUAUCUUGCGUGUCCUGAUCAGACCACAGAGGGCGUCUGUCUGCUUUCCAAGCCUCUAAUCGACAGGGGAAGUCAGGACUGGCAUAACAAGCCACGACUGCUUCGAUGGAAGUCCGCGGUGCCAAAAGUUCCAGCAGCAUCAUCAACGAAUCCUCUGCAACUGGAGCCUCGAAAGCGAUGGUUAGCAGCCGCCAGUACUGGGCGAUGGGUCCUUGCAAUUGAACUACUGAUCGGAAUCAUUACCUUCGGAAUCUACGUUCUAUCCUUAAGCAUCGUCGACUUUGAAGACUCCCUUCCAGAAAACGACAAUCGCCAGUCCAUCUGGGGCGCCGGACUGGGCGAGGCACGUCCAUCGACAAUCAUGGCAGGGAUGCAGCAGGAUCCCGGCGCCAGCACCAGCAAGAUAUUCGGCAAGGUUCUCCUGCCCAACGUGCCCCAGCUCGUCGUUUCAAGCGGGUAUUUCAUGCUCAACUCCCUGGUAACCGUCAUGGUCGGUGCAAGCGAAUACAACAGCUACGCGAAGCAGCGCAAGCCGCUACGCGUAUCCUGGCCCCGCGGCGCCCAGCGCUCAACCUACUAUCUAUCCCUGCCGUAUAGAUACAGCAUCCCGAUGCUUGUAAUCUCCGCGUUUCUGCACUGGCUCGUGUCACAGAGUUUCUUCUUUGUGCAGAUUGUUGCAUCGGAUAUCGACGGCGUAGAGCGCAAGAUCAUCACCUGCGGCUACUCGCCGGUGGGGAUUAUCUUCACGGUUGUCGUUGGCAUUUUGUUUCUCUUUGGUGUUCUGCUUAUUGGAUUGCGUCGUUUUAGAGCGCCUAUGCCGCUCGCUGGACAGUGUAGUGCGGCCAUCAGUGCUGCUUGCCAUCCGAGCUCGUCGAGUAUGGAUGAUGAGGCGAACCAUGCGUUGAAGCCGGUGCAGUGGGGUGAGAUUCCUGUUUCUUCCUGGCCUUCGAGGGGUAUUCCGAGUCAGAUCAGUGGGUAUGAGAAUCCUUUUGGGACUGGAGGGUUGGAUGUGUUUCACUGUUCGUUCACUUCAGAGGAAGUAGUCGAGCCACAGAAGCAGCGGAAUUAUAUAUAA
Molecule: messenger RNA, 2145 nt
Organism: Aspergillus versicolor CBS 583.65
Lineage: Eukaryota; Fungi; Ascomycota; Eurotiomycetes; Eurotiales; Aspergillaceae
Exons: 3
Coding region: 1-2145 (714 amino acids)
Source: RefSeq, a predicted model, not a curated record